GGCUAUUGACUGAUUUUUAUUUGGCGGCUGGCUUGACAGUAGUCUUUUACCAGAGUAGAUUUGUUAAAGUUUUUUUGGGGGGAAAUACGAUUUGAAUUAAUAUGAUUUGUGUGUGCGUUUGUGUUUGUCUCCUUUUCCUGGUCCUCUGACACGGAGGGAGUUGGAGACCCAGCGCUGACGAAAAGGGAAGUCUCUUCCGUAAACAAAGAAGAUACGAAGAAUGGCGCCAAAACUAGAUGUGUCUGGAGUUGGUGCAGAUGGAGAGUCAGUGUCAGUGAUGGAGGGAGAUUUGGCAACUCUAAUCACUGAUGUUAAAACAACCCAACAAGAAGAUAUAAAAUGGUAUUUUGAUGACACUCGCAUCGCUCAAAUCACUGGAGAUCUCAGUUUUAUCUGUACAGAUGUUGGGUGUAAUGAAGAUACUGAGAGAUUCAGAGACAGACUGAAGCUGGAUCAUCAGACUGGAUCUCUGACCAUCACAGACGUCAACACAACUGACUCUGGACUUUAUGAAUUAAAGAUCAUCAGCAUCAGAAGAAGCAGUGAAAAGAGUUUCAGUGUUACUGUUUAUGAUGUUCCUGCUGCUGAACGAGAUGAGAUGAAGAGAAAGUCAGUGAAGGAGGGAGAAUCUGUCACUUUAAACACUCGUGUAAUGAAAAAUAUGAAUGAUUCAAUGAGGUGGUAUUUUAAUGACAUCUGCAUCGCUGAAAUGACCGGAGAUCAGAGUGAUAUCUGUACAGAUGUUGAGUGUAAUGAAGGUACUGAGAGAUUCAGAGACAGACUGAAGCUGGAUCAUCAGACUGGAUCUCUGACCAUCAUGAACAUCACAAACACAGACUCUGGAGAAUAUAAACUACAGAUCAGGAGCAACAGAAUCAGCAUCAUUAGGAGCUUCGUUGUUACCAUCACUGGUGAUUAUCAUUUAAUUUAGGCCCCUUGAGGCCCCAGUUUUAAAAUAGUUACAUUUUAUUUAUUUAUUUAUGUUUUUGGAAAAGUGAGCUUUCACUCUGUAUCAAAUGGAGUGGAACAUUUCUGGAAACUUUUCCAAAAUGUCUGAAAGUUUCCAAAUUUCUAGAAUGUUUCUGAAACUUACCGGACACCUUCCACCAGUUUUUAGCCCUAGUAUUAAA
This is a messenger RNA of Carassius auratus (goldfish), 1130 nucleotides long. RefSeq lists its product as uncharacterized. The record is from RefSeq and is a predicted model, not a curated record. The transcript is spliced from 3 exons. Bases 221 to 931 code for a protein of 236 amino acids. Lineage: Eukaryota; Metazoa; Chordata; Actinopteri; Cypriniformes; Cyprinidae.